AAAAGUUAUUGGCUUUAACAUCGCCCCAAACUGUCGCAGGCAGGGAAUCGAUUCGAGUCUCACGCCAGAAAAAGGCGUCAUUAAAAGGUGAAGAAGGAACUCCUCUCUCGGAGGAGAUGCACAGAGGAAGCCAGCAACAAGUGCCGGCCCUCGGGCGCCCCGGGGAGCUGGCACCGGCUCUGGCUCAGCCUGCGGUGGCUCCUCUCCCUCCCUCUUUGGCACACAUGUAACACGAAACUUCGCAUCUCCACGACAACCACCAACAAAAAAAAAAAAAAAAAGAAAGGCAGAGACAACAGCUGGCUGUCAGCAGCGGAGCAGAGAGGAGCAGAGCGAGCAGCGAGCCGCAAGCCAGGAUGAGGGGAGAGAUGACGUGAAAGUUUAAGAAGACGAAAGAAAAACAAGAGGAGAAGCAGAGCCCGCGGUCGGGAGUCAAGAACAGAAAACACAAAUCAUUUCACCUCUGCCUCUUCCACCAUCUCUUAGAAUGGAAACAAAAUUGAAAACCUGUUGACACAGAAUCCUGCAGCACUAAGGAUAAAGCAGCCGUUCUGGAGAAGCUCACUUGGGCAUAAAGCCUGGAGAGGUUGUGACAGAAUGUCUUCUGAAGGCUUUCUGAAGGAAGUUCAAGCCAUUGCUGAGAAGUUUCUCCUUAAGCUCCAGAAACUGCCCAAGGCUGAGCCAGUGGAGAUUGUCAGCUUUUCUGUGGUUCUUCUGUUUAUUGUUACUGUGCUGGUGCUCACGAUCAUUGCCUGCAGUUGCUGCUGCUACAGCUGCUGUGGCUGUGAUGGACGCCCUGAUCCCAGACGCAAGAGCCAAGUCAGCCCAGCUGCCCAUAUAUGAAGUGACACAAGGACAUGCUAUCGAGGACAUGCAUGGACAUCAUGAUUCAGUGCUAUGGGAAUGACUUUCCACACUAGCCCACUGAAAAUGGCAAUAAGAAUAUUAACUAACAUGACUCAAAGGACCAGAAAUCACAGCGUGGAAUUCCGUCUCUCUGUGACAGCUACUACUGUGACCAGAAAGGUAAAGCUCCUUUACCAUCACUGUGUCCUUCUUCUGGGCCAGGAUGGGGUGGGAGGGCAUGGACACAGAUUGCUGAGAAAAGAGAGAGCUUUCCCAAAGACAGCCCUGCAGCUGGGCCAGCUGAGGAUCCCCCCUGGGACACAGAACCACGGAGCAAAGCAGAGGCCACGCACACAGCCACACAUGAGGCACUGCCUGCUCUCCUCACCAGAAGAAUGCUACUGGGCAUUAGCAAAACCCACUGACACCACUGUGAGGUCCAAUUGCUCAGGUCAUCAUGGAUCAAGGCCAAAUCUGCUGCAGGAGACACGUUUAGCUGAGAUACCUGCUGGAAAGAACAAAUGGUGGACCCUCUCAUCCAGAUGUGCCAGCUGAGGCUCUGAGUACAGCUGGUAACAGCUGCCCCCAGUGUCAUUUCAUUGGUGAUAUGAUGAUGGGAAAUUGCCAAAGAAAAAAACAGGUCACGUGAAAUAUUCUUUGUAAAUAGAAAAAUGAAGGCAAAAGGGAAAAACUCAUCAAUCCUAUGGCUUAUUUUGAUCAUUCUCUGCUCAAUAUGCUCCCUCUCCACCCCUUGUGGUUCCUAUUCUUCUGCUUAUUGCAGAUGAAAGGUUCUUGCAGAGCAUGGGAGCUCCAGGAGAUGAACAAAUCCCAAUCCUUACUUGAGGGAUCUGUGUGCUUGACUCCCUGCACUGUGUGCAGUUUAUUUCAGUAGACAUGAACAUGAUGCCAAGGGUGUGUUUAUGAGCAAGCACAGAGGCAUUUCAGAGGAGUGACACAUGAUGGGAGCCAUCACUUCAGGGUAUGUGUGCAGCAGCUGACAGCGGGCACUGUGACAGAGCAGAGCCAAGAAUGGGCUGUUGGGCUGGAGUUACCAAGUGCAAAUAAAUCCCUUUUCCAUGCUGCAGCCACUGUGUAUGUUUGGUUUACACUCCGGUGAACUUCCGAAAGGGAUUUACCGAUGUACAAGGCUGUGGCGCAGGCCACGACUUCCACAGCACAAGAAGGCCACAAGUCUGCACUAAACUCUGAACCACUGGUGUUUCAGCCCCAAAUGGGAGACCAACCAUCUUUGUGAGAAGCCCAAAGAGGCAACUUCCAGGCUACCUCUACAAGUCUCCAGGUACAGCAAGGGAUCCCCUCACCACAGGCCAAGAUCUCUUGGAGGAGUGAAGAGGAGGCAACAGAGGAAAUACCUACUACAAACCACAGCAGCUUCAGCAGGGUGGAAGCCAGCAUGUCACUAGAGCAAGAGGCAUCCUCAGAUCUGCAAGACCUAAAGAGACUGAUUGCAACAAGUGAUUGGGCUCUUGGAGGGCUGGUGGUGAUUGCCAUCUUCUGUUUUGUUUUCAUUGCUCUCAUUUUAUUUGCUGUUAUCUUUGGGUGCUGCACAUCUCCAAGGCACAGACAUCGUGGCUCAUAGACAGCAAAGCGGGGACACAGAACUUGAUACAGCUGAGUGAGAACCAGCCUGGGUACAACCUGAUUGUUGUUCACAGAAAACUCCCAUCUCACUCCCUGGGUGGUUAUUUCUCUCCAUGCAACUUCCCUGCAUCAAGAGCAACGUCCCAAUGCAGGAAGUUGUUCUGCAGGCCACAGCAAACUCAGUACAUGAGGCUGUCUGGAUUCAGGAACUGCAACACUUGGCAAAUAUCAAAGUAAACUCAUCUCUGACUUUCAUCUUUCAAGCAAAACCACCAGCUAGAGGUGGCAAAUGGUGCCACCACCUAAAGUUGAUAAAGAUGUGUUCUGCUGCUGCAGCUAUGUGUGUUGGGGUUUUUUUUCAUCUUGCAAAAGGGCAGUAGGAAACUCUGGCCACUGAAAGCUUUGUCUGAACCCACUCUCUAAAAGCUUAGACCAUUGUUCUCCUGUCAUAC
This is a messenger RNA of Onychostruthus taczanowskii (white-rumped snowfinch), 2900 nucleotides long. RefSeq names its product small integral membrane protein 5 (gene SMIM5). Bases 598 to 843 code for a protein of 81 amino acids. The record is from RefSeq and is a predicted model, not a curated record. The transcript has 6 exons. Lineage: Eukaryota; Metazoa; Chordata; Aves; Passeriformes; Passeridae.